CAUGUCUCCCCUAGCAAUGGCAAUGACAAACGAUGAUGCAACAGAAACUGAGUUCCAGAAAGGAGUGAAGCAUCUUUCUGAAAAUGGAGUUAGCAAACUUCCUAACAAGUAUAUAUUGCCAACAUCUGAUCGACCCAAUGUAGAUCAUAAAGAGCAGCUAAAUAUGGCUAACUCUAAUGUUAAACUGCCCAUAAUCGACUUUGGUGAAUUACAAGGCCCAAACCGGUCCCAAGUCCUCAAAUCCCUCUCCUCUGCUUGCGAAGAAUAUGGGUUUUUUCAGGUGGUAAAUCAUGGCAUUCCCAUUGAAGUUCUAAGAAGCAUGAUUGACGUGAGCACCAGGUUCUUUGGGCUCCCAUACGAGGAAAGAGCAAAAUACAUGUCCUCUGACAUGGCCUCACCUGUUCGAUACGGAACUAGCUUAAACCAGAUCAAAGAUUCUGUGUUCUGUUGGAGAGACUUCUUAAAGCUUGUCUGCCAUCCAUUAUCAGAUGUUCUCCCUCAUUGGCCUUCCUCUCCCAUGGACUUCAGGGAAUUGGCGGCUACCUACGCAAAGGAAACAAAUUACUUGUUUCUUAGAAUCACGGAGGCCAUCCUGGAGAGCCUUGGCUUGUGGUGUGUGACCCAGGACGACAAGGCACCAGAAGAUGAUGAAAUACUAAAGCAAUUCCAUGAUGGAAGCCAGCUAAUGGUGAUUAACUGUUUCCCUCCCUGCCCUGAACCUGACCUUACCUUAGGGAUGCCACCUCACUCGGAUUACGGAUUCCUAACCCUUCUUCUCCAGGAUGAAGUUGAAGGUUUGCAAAUUCAACACAAAGGAAAAUGGAUAACUGUUGAACCAAUGGCCAAUUCAUUUGUUGUUAACGUUGGUGAUCACCUUGAGAUAUUUAGCAACGGACGAUACAAAAGUGUGCUGCACAGAGUUUUUGUGAAUCCAACUAAGCUUCGGCUAUCAGUGGCCUCAUUGCACAGUCUGCCUUUCAAUUGCAUGGUUGGACCGUCGCCGAAACUGAUUGACGAAGCAAAUCCAAGGCGCUAUAAGGAUACAGAUUUUGCCACUUUUCUUGAAUACAUCUCAUCUUGUGAGCCCCAGAAGAAGAAUUUCUUAGAGUCCAGGAAAUUGACCUGAUAAAAGAAUUGGAAUUGGAAAUCUUUGUGUUGACUUUUGUAGAACAUC
Durio zibethinus is the source of this 1174-nucleotide messenger RNA. Its product is annotated as 2-oxoglutarate (2OG) and Fe(II)-dependent oxygenase superfamily protein. The record is from RefSeq and is a predicted model, not a curated record. NCBI's taxonomy places the organism in Eukaryota, Viridiplantae, Streptophyta, Magnoliopsida, Malvales, Malvaceae.